This is a messenger RNA of Mustela lutreola (European mink), 2609 nucleotides long. It is a transcript of the gene TMEM161B, whose product is annotated as transmembrane protein 161B. NCBI's taxonomy places the organism in Eukaryota, Metazoa, Chordata, Mammalia, Carnivora, Mustelidae. The record is from RefSeq and is a predicted model, not a curated record. The transcript has 12 exons. The coding region runs from base 149 to 1612 and encodes 487 amino acids.
UGUCCCGCGCGGGCAGAACUUCCGUCAGAGCCGGAAAACUCUUUCCCUCGCGUUGUUUAAGAGGCUCCUGGCUGCAGGUUGGGGAGGGAAGGUCCAGGACGGCCCCGGGGACUCCAGGGCGUCCGGCCCACGACCUGUCCUUGGCGCCAUGGGUGUGAUAGGUAUACAGCUGGUCGUUACCAUGGUGAUGGCCAGUGUCAUGCAGAAGAUUAUACCUCACUAUUCUCUUGCCCGGUGGCUACUCUGUAAUGGCAGUUUGAGAUGGUAUCAACAUCCUACAGAAGAAGAAUUAAGAAUUCUUGCAGGGAAGCAGCAAAAAGGGAAAAGCAGAAAAGAUAGGAAAUAUAAUGGUCACAUUGAAAGUAAGCCACUGACCAUUCCAAAGGAUAUUGAUCUCCAUCUAGAAACAAAGUCAGUUACAGAAGUGGAUACUUUAGCAUUGCAUUAUUUUCCAGAAUACCAGUGGCUGGUGGAUUUCACAGUGGCUGCUACAGUUGUGUAUCUAGUAACUGAAGUCUACUACAAUUUUAUGAAGCCCACACAGGAAAUGAAUAUCAGCUUAGUCUGGUGCCUGCUUGUUUUAUCUUUCGCAAUCAAAGUUCUAUUUUCAUUAACUACACACUAUUUUAAAGUAGAAGAUGGUGGUGAGAGAUCAGUCUGUGUUACCUUUGGAUUUUUUUUCUUUGUGAAAGCAAUGGCCGUCUUGAUUGUAACAGAGAAUUAUCUGGAAUUUGGACUCGAAACAGGGUUUACAAAUUUUUCAGAUAGUGCGAUGCAGUUUCUUGAAAAGCAAGGUUUAGAAUCUCAGGGUCCUGUUUCAAAACUUACUUUCAAAUUUUUCCUGGCUAUUUUCUGUUCACUCAUUGGGGCUUUUUUGACAUUUCCUGGAUUACGACUGGCUCAAAUGCAUCUGGAUGCCCUGAAUUUGGCAACAGAAAAAAUUACACAAACAUUACUUCAUAUCAACUUCUUGGCUCCUUUAUUUAUGGUUCUGCUCUGGGUAAAACCAAUCACCAAAGACUACAUUAUGAACCCACCAUUGGGUAAAGAAAGUGUCCCUUUAAUGACAGAAGCUACAUUCGAUACUCUGCGACUCUGGUUAAUAAUCCUGCUGUGUGCUUUGCGGUUGGCCAUGAUGCGCAGUCACCUGCAAGCUUACUUAAAUUUAGCCCAGAAAUGUGUGGAUCAGAUGAAGAAAGAAGCAGGGCGGAUAAGUACAGUUGAGCUACAGAAAAUGGUGGCUCGAGUCUUUUAUUACCUUUGUGUCAUUGCCCUGCAGUAUGUGGCACCUCUGGUAAUGCUGCUUCACACAACUCUGCUUUUGAAAACACUAGGUAAUCAUUCCUGGGGCAUAUAUCCAGAAUCUAUCUCUGCCUUGCCAGUGGAUAAUAGUCUACCCUCCAACUCUGUUUACUCUGAAUUACCAUCUGCUGAUGGGAAGAUGAAGGUAACUGUUACACAAAUAACAGUGACACUGAGCAGCUUAAAAAAUAUUUUCACUCCUCUGCUUUUUCGAGGACUUCUGUCUUUUCUGACCUGGUGGAUUGCUGCUUGUCUCUUUUCUACAAGCCUUUUUGGGCUUUUCUAUCACCAGUAUCUGACUGUGGCAUGAAUCUCAGUUAACAAAAAAGGAUAUCCAAGUCACACUUUGAAUUGAAAUGCUUGUGCCCUUGAAGGGCUGUCGGAAACCAGAAGAAAGCAAAUACAAAGGAAAAAAACAUAUCAGAGUAUCUUGUUUUAAAUGCUUCCUCUGUAUUCUCAGGGUGAAUCAAUGGUAUAAUAUUUAAAAUUACAGAGUAGAUUAUUAACUGCUAUACUGUGGCAUUGGAAUUUUAACUCCUUGUAUUAACUGAUGUGAGAGGGCUAUCUACAGGGGUAAUACUUUGAUUACCUUGGUUUACAGAAACCUCCAGCAGUCUUUGAAACUUCUCAUAUGACUCCAGUUAUUGAUUAAUUGUUCUUAAUGGUGUAAAGGUACUGUUAAUACUCAUAGUGGCUGCCUAUAUAGUCUUCAAACUGAGCCAUGCUUUGGGAGAGGGAAAGGAGCUAGAGUCACUUCUGUUGGUAACCUUUCAAACAACAAUAGCAAAAUCCAACAGAAAGGAAGAAAUAGCUACUGUAUAUUACAGUAAAAAAAAGCUGCAUAGUUAUUUUAAAUUUAAAGCAGAUGUACAUGCUUAAUAUCUAUAAGUACUGCUGCUUGAGAGUAGCAAGAGUAUUAUUUUAAAAUAUAUUCUGUCCAACUUGAGGGAUCUUUUAAAAUGAUUGGCCAUAUGAAUAUUUGCAGUCUAAUAGGCUUGGAACUCCCAUAUUUUAUUUUAUUUUCUGUGAUCCUAAAUACAGUUCUUUUAAUAGUCUAAAGAUAUUUAUCAAUAUUGAUCAGACUUUAAAAAGUUACUUUAAUCCUGCUGACUACCUGUAUGUAUUGUAUUGUAUAUAUAUUAUAUAUUAAAUAUAUAAUAUAUUGAGAUUAUAAAAGGUGAAAAUAUUGGAUCCUUAUAAUAUUUUAAGUUGCUGAAUGUAUAUUAAAUGUGAUUGAAUGAGCUGUGUUUGUAUCUAGAAAUUUUCUUUCUUUUUGGAAUGAGAUUAAAAUACAUUUUGAAAGUUCA